Molecule: messenger RNA, 1281 nt
Organism: Neurospora crassa OR74A
Lineage: Eukaryota; Fungi; Ascomycota; Sordariomycetes; Sordariales; Sordariaceae
Product: mitochondrial peptidyl-tRNA hydrolase Pth2
Exons: 2
Coding region: 18-1010 (330 amino acids)
Cellular component (GO): cytosol; mitochondrion
Molecular function (GO): peptidyl-tRNA hydrolase activity
Source: RefSeq, a predicted model, not a curated record
CCUGCUGUCAACAACCCAUGCACGUCAUCCCCCUUCUUCCAACUCGAACAGCAGCAGGAGCAGCACUCCGAGUCCGUCUAGAUUUUCCAAGACAACAACGAGCUUCCGUCAGUGUCACAAAGAACUAUCGAUUCGCUUUCUCGACCGCCACAACAACUACUGCCACCAUCACAAACUCCAGACCGCGAGUAGUAGUUCCUCAUCAAGCACCGCCGUAUCAACAUCACCGCCGACCCUUCACCACCAAAACAGAAAAAUUCACCACCGCCCUCACAACCGCCACAAUGUCCGACAUUCCAAACGCCAUGCCCUCCAUGGUCAUCCUCUCGACCUCCAUGAUCUCGCUCAUCACCGGCUUCGUGCUCGGCGUCUACGCCAUCCGCGGCUACCUGAUCCCGCCCGAGCUGAAGGAGGAGCGGCGCCGGAACUUUCAGGACCCCGUCGAGAGCGAGGAGUCGGAGGUGGACGAGGACGAUUACAUACUAGACCACGCGCCCAACUGGGCCAACGGGCUCGAGGCCGAUCAGCGCCAGGGCUUGCGCGCGCGCGGUGCUGCUGCCGCUGAGGAGAAGAAAAAGAAGAAGAAGCAGCAGCAGGAGAAGGCGGCGCCCAAGUUGGGACUGGAUCCGACUGAGGAGUGCAAGUUGGUCUUGGUUGUGAGGACGGAUCUGGGCAUGACCAAGGGCAAAAUCGCAGCUCAAUGCUCCCACGCCACCCUCGCCUGCUACAAGCGCCUUUUCUCUGCCGCCCAGCUCGAGCCCCUGUCGCUGUCGGCCCGCCUGCUCCGUCAGUGGGAGCGCAACGGCCAGGCCAAGAUCGCCGUGCAAACCAAGACCGAGGAUGAGAUGCUGGAGCUGAUGGCCAAGGCGCGCAGCUUGGGCGUCACUGCUGAGGUGAUUCAGGAUGCUGGCCGUACGCAGAUUGCCUCUGGGUCCAGGACCGUGCUGGGCGUUGGUCCGGCGCCUAAGAGCUUGGUUGAUGAGAUCACUGGUCACUUGAAGUUGCUGUAAAGGGGGAAGACUUUGUAGCGGGGAGAGGAUGGAGAAAGUGUGUUAUGUUGACGGUAGCAUGAACGUAGAUACAAAGAGAAGGACGAGAAGCACGAAAAAUGGCGUAACGGGGACGGUAUAAAAGUAUCAUUGGGCUUAGAGAGCGAUACAGUCAGGUAAAGACUUUGAUGCAUGUAAGGCGUAGGUCUUGAUUUUUACUUUUGAAUAGAUUAUCAAGCAACAAGAUGAGUCUCCACAUACACGUAAGCAUAUCAAGUAAACAAAUAUAGUA